Molecule: messenger RNA, 889 nt
Organism: Pelagomonas calceolata
Lineage: Eukaryota; Pelagophyceae; Pelagomonadales; Pelagomonadaceae
Source: the annotation of a GenBank genome assembly
CGAUCUUUUGCCAAAGUGCUACCUCGCUACCGCCGCAUAUAAGUCAGUUGCGAGGUCAACAGGACCUGUUUAUACUUGCGCUUAUUCGACUUAUCACGCCAGCAAAGGCUCGCGGUGCAACAUGGCACGCAUCAUGCUCCUUGCAGCCUUGCUCCCUGCAGCGCUUGGCCUCCUCGCGCCGACGAGGCAUCUGUCGCGCGCGCCGCCGGCGCUGCACGCGACGAACGCCGACUGGCGUUCGAAGUGCGACAGCGACGGCGUCGUGUCGUACUACGACUACGGCGUCCGGCUCGGCGGCGCCGCGGCGCCCGCGGCCGCGGCGCCCGCCGCGGACGGCUUCGAGGUGACGAUGAGCGGCCUCAAGUUCAAGGACGAAGUUGUCGGCACCGGCGAGACCCCGGAAAAGGGCAACGUCGUGAAAGUCCAAUAUACCGGUUGGCUCGCGGCCUCGGACUUCAAGUUCGAUUCUAGUAGAGACCGCAACAUGCCCUUCUCGUUCACGAUCGGCGACGGUAAUGUCAUUCCCGGCUGGGACGAGGGCGUUUCCACGAUGAAGGUCGGCGGGCGGCGCACGUUGUUGAUUCCGCCGCGCUUAGCGUACGGCGACCAGAAUAUCGGCGAGGGCCUCAUCCCUCCCAACAGUGAACUGAAGUUCGACGUCGAGCUGAUCGAAGUGAAGGCCGGCGCGCUCGCGGGUGUCACGGCGAGCCUCGAGGGUUCGGUGGGCGGUUUAUUGGGCAACUUCGGCGCGAACCCGUUCACGUUCUUCGCCGUACUCUUAGUGCUCGUGACGGUGGCGCCGGCCUUCCUGCCGGACGACAACCCCUUGAUGAAGGGCGGGAACCCGUUCGAGGGCAUGGGGAACUAGGAGUAGGAGCUACAUGACUUG